Messenger RNA from Nothoprocta perdicaria, 2999 nucleotides. RefSeq names its product SLU7 homolog, splicing factor (gene SLU7). Gene Ontology annotation, molecular function: pre-mRNA 3'-splice site binding. The record is from RefSeq and is a predicted model, not a curated record. Bases 49 to 1791 code for a protein of 580 amino acids. Gene Ontology annotation, biological process: mRNA splicing, via spliceosome. The transcript has 15 exons. NCBI's taxonomy places the organism in Eukaryota, Metazoa, Chordata, Aves, Tinamiformes, Tinamidae. Gene Ontology annotation, cellular component: spliceosomal complex.
GCUGCAGCCCUUCCCCUCCCGCUCCCUACCCGCGUAGGACCAGCCGCGAUGGCGUCCGGGACCGCUGCGAACGCGGCUCCCGCAGGAGGGGCGAGCGAUGUCAGCCUGGAGGAGCCCAAGAAGAUGACCCGGGAGGACUGGAGGAAGAAGAAGGAGCUGGAAGAGCAGAGGAAGCUGGGCAACGCGCCCGCCGAGGUGGACGAGGAGGGCAAAGACAUCAACCCUCACAUUCCUCAGUACAUAUCCUCAGUACCAUGGUACAUAGACCCUUCUAAAAGACCCACUCUAAAGCACCAGAGACCGCAGCCGGAGAAGCAGAAGCAGUACAGCUCCUCUGGAGACUGGUACAAGCGAGGAGUUCAAGAGCAUUCUAUAGCAACUAAAUAUCGCAAAGGAGCUUGUGAGAACUGUGGUGCAUUGACACACAAAAAGAAAGACUGUAUGGAGAGACCCAGGAAAGUUGGAGCCAAAUACACAGGCAUGAACAUUGCACCAGAUGAACACGUGCAGCCUCAGCUAAUGUUUGACUACGAUGGGAAGCGAGAUCGUUGGAAUGGUUAUAACCCUGAAGAGCACAUGAAGAUUGUAGAGGAAUAUUCCAAAGUUGACUUGGCCAAACGUACGCUGAAAGCCCAGAAGCUUCAAGAAGAGUUAGCAUCGGGAAAGCUGGAGCAAGUGAACUCCCCAAGACACCAAUGGGGAGAAGAGGAACCAAAUUCACAGACAGAAAGAGAUCAUAACAGCGAAGAUGAAGAUGAAGAUAAAUAUGCAGAUGACAUUGAUAUGCCUGGACAGAACUUUGACUCUAAAAGGCGCAUCACCGUUCGAAAUUUACGUAUUCGGGAAGAUAUUGCAAAAUACCUGAGGAAUCUAGAUCCAAACUCAGCUUAUUAUGAUCCCAAAACAAGAGCAAUGAGGGAGAAUCCAUAUGCAAAUACUGGCAAGAAUCCAGAUGAAGUUGGUUAUGCAGGUGACAACUUUGUCCGUUACACUGGAGAUACUAUUUCAAUGGCCCAGACUCAGUUGUUUGCUUGGGAGGCUUACGACAAAGGCUCUGAAGUUCAUCUUCAAGCGGACCCUACAAAAUUAGAGCUACUUUAUAAGUCCUUCAAAGUGAAAAAAGAAGAUUUCAAGGCACAGCAGAAAGAAAGCAUCCUAGAGAAGUAUGGAGGACAAGAACAUCUAGAUGCCCCACCUGCUGAAUUGCUCUUAGCUCAAACAGAAGAUUAUGUGGAAUAUUCUAGGCAUGGAACAGUCAUCAAAGGACAAGAGAAAGCUAUUGCUUGCUCUAAAUAUGAAGAGGAUGUAAAGAUCAAUAACCACACAUGCAUUUGGGGCUCAUACUGGAAAGAAGGCAAGUGGGGUUAUAAAUGCUGCCACUCCUUUGUCAAGUUCUCCUACUGCACAGGAGAAGCUGGGAAAGAAAUUGCUAAUACGGAAGCAAGCUUAGCAGAAGACCAGAGCAGGGAUGAAGAACACAUGACAAAACCCAAAACUCUGAUGGAGAUCCACCAAGAAAAACAGAAAGACAAGAAAAAGAAGAAACACAAGAAGAGCUCAAAUUCAGAUAGUGAGGGUGAAGAGAAAAAGAAACAAGAAAAACUUAAAAAGGCACUAAAUGCAGAAGAAGCUCGUCUCCUCCACGUUAAAGAAAUCAUGCAGAUAGAUGAGAGGAAGAGACCAUAUAACAGUGUAUAUGAAACGAGGGAGCCAACGGAGGAGGAAAUGGAAGCCUAUAGAAUGAAACGCCAGAGACCUGAUGAUCCCAUGGCCUCUUUUCUUGGACAGUAAACUGGGAGAAAAUCAUUCCAAUGCUCAGGAUGACUUCAUACUUGUUCACAGAUCUCUAGAUGCUCGCUUACCUUCCAUGUGUGUAACAGAUGUCAGAAAUGGCAGUUUCUCUUCUUAUGUCACAGAAGCUGGUGAUAAAUUCUUACAACAGACAAAAGCAGUGUAGUAUGUAUAGCAGUUCUAGAGAGUGUGUGUUUAUAUACAUACACACAAUGUUUAUAUAUUUAUAUACAUAUAUGUAUAUAAUGUAUUCCCGCACUCAGUCAAUUCUGUACUGGAAGUAGGAGCUGAUAGUGUCUGGGAUCCAAAUUCAUUGGCCACGGGAUCUAUGCUCUGAAUUUGCAUGAGCCAAUUCAGUGCAGCUGACUAAGCAGAAGAAAUGGUCAGCAGGGGUCACUGUCAAACAGAGCAAGAACUGUUGCAAAUCGACUUGACGGCUUUAUUUCUAAAGGGACUUGCUUGUCACACGGCUUUCAAAGGAAAAGUAGUUUUUCUUGAUCAUUUUGUAAUAAGUAUUUUGGAAUAUGUAAAAAUGGAUUGCUUUGUACAGGGUUGGUUAAAUUAAUAUAAAGGUCUUAAAUGCUAAAAAGACGAUAGGAGAAGCUGGCUGUAGAGCUUUCUGUUUUUUAUUUGUUUAAAUAGAAAGCUGAUUCUUCAUCCCUAUUUCCAAUAAUGCCAACAUUGCUAUGAUAAGUGAAGGUUAGCCAAAAAGUGGGUGGUCUUACCUGUACUGUUUUGAGUUGCAAACAGUUGAGUUCUUUGAUAUUUUCCUUGAAACUUUCAGAACCCUUUCGCAUGGGGUAAUACUGAAUGUCAACCUGUAAUACCUUAUAACAGUGUCAUGCAGCAGAUCUGACAAUACUGAUCACUUAAAAACAUUAAUUUUAGACUGUGACUACUAAGGUUAAAACAAUGGAUGAAAAACUUAACACCAAUGGCAGGGCUUUAGAAUUGGAAGAAUGAAGAACUACUUCUAUUGUGGCUUAAAUUGUUUCAUUAAAUAUGGCUUAACCAUGUUGUGAUUAUAUUAAUGGUAGGACAAAGAAAACUCCAUUCUGUAAUCCUGCUUUCUUAUAAUGAAGAAACUGGUUAUAAUGCUCAUUUUCUAGACAGUGGAGAAAGUUAAACCUUCUAUGACGAAGUAAAACCUAUUUCUACGUGUAAAGGUGAUUUCCUUUUAUUACAUUUUUCUGCUGGUUUGCUUCUCC